Molecule: messenger RNA, 168 nt
Organism: Cetraspora pellucida
Lineage: Eukaryota; Fungi; Glomeromycota; Glomeromycetes; Diversisporales; Gigasporaceae
Source: the annotation of a GenBank genome assembly
AUGGCAGAAAUCGACCUUCCUGAAACUUAUAUGCCUUUUAGUCCUGAAAAUAUUAAUGAUCUCUUCGAAGAAGAUAGUACUUCAGAUCCUGAUACACCUGCAAGAUGUCAAACUACUCUCUGUUUUCCUAGAACAGACCCAUAUGGUGAUAAUGAACAAAGAAAAUGA